Molecule: messenger RNA, 897 nt
Organism: Phytophthora infestans T30-4
Lineage: Eukaryota; Oomycota; Peronosporomycetes; Peronosporales; Peronosporaceae
Exons: 4
Coding region: 1-897 (298 amino acids)
Source: RefSeq, a predicted model, not a curated record
AUGAGUUAUUCCCGGUUCCUACAAUACGUUCACUACUUCUACCCUGGUGUACGUCUUACUCGCACCGCUGAGGAUGUUUGUGACUGCUGCGUACGCAUCGAUAUUCAACUGAAACAACCUGAUCUCAGUGAUGAUGAACGGCAGUCUCUUCAUCUAAAAAAACAAAUGCAUCUCGAUAGUGCCAUGGGCCAACGGCGAUUUAUUUCUUCGUUUAUAAAAUCCUACUCAGCGAUACAUGCACCAGAGCAAAGCCUUCCCGAAUGUAUUAUUCCUGAUACUUACGAUGCAGCAGAAGAUUAUGGAGGUGGAAUAUCCAUGCCGUACUAUGGUCAUGUUCGCCCUUCGGCGGAUUAUUUCAACAGCAAUCUCAUUUUGCAGAACUUUGUAGUGGCAGACAUCAGCAAUGGUGUCAACAACGUGUAUUUCUAUGACGAACGAGCGCAAGGAAAAGAUGCUAAUGCGCUAUGUAGCUUACGCUUGAACUACCAUCUUUCAAUUAUAUCACGAGCUAAGUACAACGAGGAGGCACCUCCUGAAGUGAGCUUCAGUAUAUUGGACAAUUGUGUGGGUCAGAACAAAUCGAAAGCAGUUUUAAUGUUCUUCGCAUUUCUUUCGGUGAUAUUUCCCUACAAGAAAGUAGUGCUUUGUUAUUUACUACCUGGACACUCUCACAAUAUUGCUGACCGCGUUAUUGCUUGUGUACAGGGUGUGUUUUUAGAUCACACUGAUGCCAAUCGACCAUUCUAUGUGGGCUGGAACGAGUUGUUGAGCAAAUACUUUAUCCCACCGCCUGGGGGUUACACCUCAAACUACCUUUUUGAGAUUGAUUGUGGACGUCUCUUUCGUCCAUGCGACUCCCUCGCCACCCUGUCAAGGAGCUAUCAGCGAGCAAGUUAA